Molecule: messenger RNA, 2647 nt
Organism: Chanos chanos (milkfish)
Lineage: Eukaryota; Metazoa; Chordata; Actinopteri; Gonorynchiformes; Chanidae
Gene: abcb8
Product: ATP-binding cassette, sub-family B (MDR/TAP), member 8
Exons: 16
Coding region: 65-2224 (719 amino acids)
Biological process (GO): oligopeptide export from mitochondrion
Cellular component (GO): mitochondrial inner membrane
Molecular function (GO): ATP binding; ATP hydrolysis activity; ABC-type oligopeptide transporter activity
Source: RefSeq, a predicted model, not a curated record
CAGCCCGCAUACAGACCUCUGUACCCUUUGAGUAAAGUAUUCUGUUUCUUUCAAGGAAUUGGUCAUGCUAGUCACUAUGUCUGGAUUAAAUUUUUUGCAGUUUGUACGCUGCAGUCGAAGACACACUAUAGUCACUUCAGUUCGACCUUUGUAUGCAAGAUUUAACCAAUCAGGAGAUUUAUCCAGCAUUAAACGAUUUGGAGUAUAUUCACCAUUCCGCUGCAGUGCACAGCAAUGUAGCAAACAGCCUGCCUGGACAGUGGCCCGUCUUUGGGGUCAAGCCCAUAAAGUAGUCAGACAUGCCACUGGGCACACUCCAACAUCUCCCAAGGUCACCUUGAAGUUGGUUUUGGGUCCAGUUGCGUUAACAGUGGUUGCACGGCUGUCCUGUGGUAUGGCGUAUUGUCAAGCUGACUUGGAUAAAAAUGCACCAUCUGCAGUUCAAACAGUGGAAAAGGUCCCUGAGUUCAGCUGGGCCAUUCUCUGGGAGUUCCUUCAUCCUCAGCUAUUAGCCCUAAUAGGAGCUAUUAUUCUUGCAUUUGGAGCUGCGAUUCUGAAUAUCCAAAUUCCUCUGAUGUUGGGAGACUUGGUGAAUGUGGUAGCAUGCCAUAUGAGAGAACAUGCUAGAAAUUAUAUGAGGAAUAUCAGAGGACCAGCUCUGAAGCUCCUGGGACUGUAUGGUUUACAGGGUUUGAUGACUACUGGCUACAUCAUCCUUUUGUCCAGAGUUGGGGAGAGAGUGGCUGCAAACAUGAGGAAAACUCUUUUUGCAUCUGUACUCAGGCAGGAUGUUGCAUUCUUUGAUGCAAAUAAGACAGGACAGCUGGUGAACCGACUGACAUCUGACAUCCAGGAGUUUAAAUCUUCCUUCAAACUGGUCAUUUCUCAGGGUUUGCGAAGUACCACACAGACAGUGGGCUGUUGUGUCUCGCUGUAUGUCAUCUCUCCAAAGCUCACUGGACUGACUGUGGUCGUCCUACCGUGUCUCGUGGGAGCUGGUGCAUUCAUCGGGUCAUUCUUGCGUAAACUGUCUCGAAAAGCCCAAGAACAGGUGGCCAAAGCAACAGGAGUUGCUGACGAGGCUCUUGGCAAUGUGAGAACUGUGAGAGCAUUUGCCAUGGAGGACAGAGAGCUGGAGAGAUACGGACAUGAGGUGGAGAAGUCCUGUGAAAUGAAUGAAGCUUUGGGAUCAGGAAUAGCAAUAUUCCAAGGGUUAUCAAACAUUGUUUUGAAUUGCAUUGUUCUUGGUACCAUUUUUGCUGGUGGAUCUUUGAUGGCCAGUGAUGAGAUGUCUCCUGGUGAUCUGAUGUCAUUUUUGGUGGCUUCCCAAACUGUUCAGAGGUCUUUGGCAAGCAUUUCUAUCCUGUUUGGACAGAUGGUGAGAGGCAUUAGUGCUGGGACCCGUGUUUUUGAGUACUUGACUUUGGAGCCUACCAUUCCAAUAACUGGUGGAGGGCGAAUUCCACAUCACUCUUUAAUUGGGCGAGUUGACUUCAUGAACGUCAACUUCAGUUACCCAACAAGACCUGGACAUCAGAUUCUAAAGAACUUCAGCCUGACUCUACCCCCAUGUAAAACUGUAGCUAUUGUCGGAGAGUCAGGAGGAGGUAAGUCCACUGUGGCUGCUCUUCUGGAGCGCUUUUAUGAUCCACUCAGUGGAGUGAUAAUGCUGGAUGGACUGGACAUCAGGACACUGGACCCUUCCUGGCUUAGAGGGAGAGCUAUUGGCUUCAUCAGUCAGGAGCCUGUGCUCUUUGGAACAUCUGUGAUGGAGAAUAUUCGUUUUGGAAAACCUGAGGCCACUGAUGAAGAGGUUUAUGUUGCUGCAAAACAGGCCAAUGCACACAGCUUUAUCACUGCCUUUCCAGAUGGGUAUGGCACUGUUGUUGGUGAGCGAGGUGCGACCCUCUCCGGAGGUCAGAAGCAGCGGAUCGCCAUUGCACGCGCUCUGAUCAAAAACCCCAGCAUUCUAAUCCUGGAUGAGGCCACCAGCGCCCUGGAUGCUGAGUCUGAGCGGGUGGUUCAGGAAGCCUUGGACCGGGCCACAACGGGUCGCACCGUACUCAUUAUUGCCCACCGGCUCAGCACCAUUCAGGGCGCUGACCUCAUAGUUGUCAUGAAUAAUGGGCGGAUUGUCGAGGCUGGGACACAUCUGGAAUUACUGGGUAAAGGAGGACUGUAUGCUGAACUUAUCAGACGACAGAGAUCCAACGGGCAAAACUGACUGCGUUGCUUCAUCAUACUACUGAUGAGUUGUAUUUCAACACUACCCUGGGCUCCACCUGGGCAAGCCGGUGCUCCUAAUGGACAAGUUUUAAGUGUGGGCUCGUUUUAUCGUGAGACACGCUAAAGACCUUAAAAGGAGAAACGAUUUCUAUUGAUUAGUCAGGCAGGGUCAGUGGACAGAGUCUUCUUGCCAUGCCCACUGGCGAACCGUUUACAUAAUACUAAGGGAUUACUUUUUUAAUAUAAAAAUACACAUAUCAUAAUCACAUUACUUUUAUAAGAGAUUUUAAGGAUUUAAAACCAGGCUUUAUUAUGUAUAAAGUAUCAUGUUAGUGAUGUUAAUUGACAGUAUCAAAGAGAGAUGUUUUUACAUGCAGAAUAAUACAAUAUUCAGAAUAAUAUAAUAUUCUACAUAAAUAAU